This is a messenger RNA of Diospyros lotus (date-plum), 2454 nucleotides long. Its product is annotated as mitogen-activated protein kinase 19. Gene Ontology annotation, biological process: intracellular signal transduction; protein phosphorylation. Gene Ontology annotation, cellular component: nucleus; cytoplasm. The transcript has 10 exons. Gene Ontology annotation, molecular function: MAP kinase activity; ATP binding. Bases 470 to 2242 code for a protein of 590 amino acids. Lineage: Eukaryota; Viridiplantae; Streptophyta; Magnoliopsida; Ericales; Ebenaceae. The record is from RefSeq and is a predicted model, not a curated record.
GCCUUCUCUCUUUCCUUUCCUUUCCUUUCCUUCCUCUGAUCUCCGGAUCGCUCUCCUUUCUCCCCCUCUCUCUCUGUAAUUCAGAUCUUCCAAAACCUAGGGUCCAGUGUUCUCCAUCGGAAAUUCGAGCUUCUCCGUUUCGUUUUCGGGACUCGAAUCGUUGUCCCGGCGACGGAGGUGUGGGGAGAGAUCGAGUUUCGAGGAGAUCUGGAUGAGCGAGCCGGUGGCCGAAGGCGUAAUCCUGCUUUUGCCGAGCGGAUUUGGGGGAGAAUUGAGGAGGCAUUCACGGUGAACUGGUUUCAGAGGAGCAAAUGCGGCUGAUUUGCGAUUUGCCGCCGGUUGGUUAAAUCUUGAAGCUGUUUGCGGAUCUAACUUCGGGUUUUUUUCUGAUCUGAAUCGGAGGGGAUACGAGGACGAGGGAGACGGCGCGGGCGAUUCUGGUGGUGUGGAAUUUCGUGGUCUUGCAAAGAUGCAGCAAGAUCCGAGGAUGAAGAGCCAAAAAGAGAUGGACUUCUUCACCGAGUAUGGGGAUGUCACCCGAUACAAAAUUGUGGAAAUUAUAGGGAAAGGAAGCUAUGGAGUUGUUUGUGCAGCCAUAGACACACAUACUGGGGAAAAAGUGGCAAUAAAGAAAAUAACUAACAUCUUUGAGCACACAUCUGAUGCUGUUCGAAUCCUGCGUGAGGUGAAAUUGCUCAGACUUUUACGUCAUCCUGAUAUUGUUGAGAUCAAGCGCAUCAUGUUGCCGCCUUCUAGGAGAGACUUUAAAGACAUAUAUGUUGUUUUUGAGCUGAUGGAUUCUGAUCUUCACCAAGUUAUCAAAGCAAAUGAUGAUUUGACGAGUGAUCAUCAUAGGUUUUUCCUCUAUCAGAUGCUACGUGCAUUGAAAUAUAUGCAUACAGCAAAUGUCUACCACCGGGACCUCAAGCCAAAGAAUAUACUGGCAAACGCUAAUUGCAAACUAAAAAUAUGUGAUCUUGGACUAGCAAGAGUUGCAUUUAAUGAUGCACCAACAACAAUAUUUUGGACAGAUUAUGUUGCUACAAGAUGGUAUAGGGCUCCUGAGCUGUGUGGAUCAUUCUUCUCAAAGUAUACACCCGCCAUUGAUAUUUGGAGUAUUGGAUGUAUCUUUGCGGAAGUACUGAUAGGGAAACCCUUGUUUCCUGGUAAAAGUGUUGUUCAUCAGUUAGAUUUGAUAACUGAUCUUCUAGGAACUCCAUCAGCUGAUACCAUUUCUGGAGUUCGGAAUGAAAAGGCAAGGAGAUACUUGUUAGGUAUGCGGAAAAAGCAACCUGUGCCAUUUGCUGAGAAAUUUCCAAAUAUAGAUCCUGUAGCCCUUCAAUUACUGCAAAAGUUAGUAGCAUUUGAUCCAAAGGAUCGACCAACUGCUGAAGAGGCACUGGCUGAUCCUUACUUUAAAGGCUUAUCCAAGGUGGAGAGGGAACCUUCUUGUCAGCCAAUCUCAAAGCUAGAGUUUGAGUUUGAAAGGCGACGCUUGACAAAGGAGGACAUUAGGGAACUCAUAUUUCGAGAGAUUCUAGAAUAUUAUCCCCAUUUGCUUAAAGAUUAUAUAGCUGGAAAUGAAGGCAUAAAUUUUGCCUAUCCAAGUGCUGUAGGUCAAUUCAGAAAGCAAUUCACAUAUCUUGAGGAAAAUGGUGGUCAAAGUGGACCUGUAAUUCCUCCACAGAGGAAGCAUGCCUCAUUGCCUCGGUCUAGUGUUAACUCCAGUACAAUAGCUCCAAAAGAAAAUCCAAAUUUGGCUUCAUAUGGAAGUCAUCAAGGCAGGGAAGUUGCAUUUGAUAGCGUUAGGAUUACCGACAGAACGUCAGGAAGUUUUGUGAAACCAUCACGGCCUCCACCUAUGGUUCCUGCAGCCAAGCCAGGAAGAGUUGUCGGACCAGUUCUACCUUUUGAGAGCAGCAGAGGCACCAAUGGUGCCUGUGACGGAAGAGGAGGAUUUCCCCCGAACGGUAUCAUCCCACCACACUACAUCACAAGGCCCAACCCGGUGAAUCCGCCCAAAUCGGGGCAAGAAGUCGACCACUGCUCUGCCCAAGCCCGACAGCAACCGGCGCAAUGCAGCAACACGGGCCCGUAUUACAAGCCACAAGUCAAAACAGGGCAGCUAAACGAGCAAAUCGCGAUCAAUAUAAAUUUGCUGCAGGAACAAGCGCAUUUGGGCGCGAUAGGUGCUGCUGCUGCUGUUGCUGUCUCUGCGCACAGAGAGGUCGGAGCUGUCUAAUUUGGAUUUGGUAUUUAGAUUUUUGGCUCCAUUUACUAAUGAGCUCUUCCACAUUAUUAAUGUUAGUUGUAUCAGUAUGAAUGAAAAAUAAGCGUUUUCCCCCUCCCCUCCCCUCCUGUUUGCCCGAUUGAUCCAUGUUGAUGAUGUACAUAAAUAGAUUUGUUUGCGACGAACAAAAUCAUAUGAAUAUGGAUGGAUAUUGCUGUAUAGAA